Molecule: messenger RNA, 2068 nt
Organism: Thalassophryne amazonica
Lineage: Eukaryota; Metazoa; Chordata; Actinopteri; Batrachoidiformes; Batrachoididae
Product: antizyme inhibitor 1-like
Exons: 12
Coding region: 493-1860 (455 amino acids)
Biological process (GO): negative regulation of protein catabolic process; positive regulation of polyamine transmembrane transport
Cellular component (GO): cytoplasm
Molecular function (GO): ornithine decarboxylase activator activity; ornithine decarboxylase activity
Source: RefSeq, a predicted model, not a curated record
GCAGAUUGAUCUUCUUGGACGGGGGGGACGGGGGACUGUGCAUUUUCAGAGGGAGACACAACUUCUCAAAGUCAGCCUGGAGGCAAAGGACAGAAAAAUCUUGUUUGAGCCUGAGUGAGGAGGAUCAGACAUGCACAGCGCUCACUCAUUACUCAAAAGACCAACGCUUCGUUCCACUCAUUGAUCCGGGGUCAAGGUGGAACAUUCUGCAACACUCCCUGGACAACAUUUUGUCUUUAUUGCUGAGCCAUGGGGAGCACAAUGAAGACGUCACACAGGUGUACAACAACUAUCCAGAGGAUCUAGGGGCAGCUUUAUACCGAGAACCAUUUGACUUCAACGCAGAGCCGCCUUGGGAUCCUAGCUGAUAGUGGAGGAGUUCCUCCCUGAACUCUUCCACGUAAGUACACAAGGAACCCAGGGGCUCGAGAGUUGGAUAACAAGACCACUACGGACUAUCUGUCUCCUUUAUGCCUGUCAGUUUAGCAGAAAAUGGUUGAGAAGAUGAAAGGAAUUCCUGAUGAUCCACAGUAUUCUGUUGUCCUGCUGGAAGGAAGCACAGCCCUUUGUGAUGUGAUUAACAAUCACAUUUAUGAACAAACCUUGGCUGAGAAGAAUGCAUUCUUCGUUGCAGACCUGGGAGUGAUAAUAAGGCAGCAUGUUCGCUGGCGAACCCACAUGACCCAAAUUCGACCCUACUACGCUGUCAGGUGCAACAGCAGCCCAGGGGUUAUUGAAGUUUUUGCUGCCCUUGGUACUGGAUUCAUAUGUACCAAUAAGUUUGAACUUGAGCUGGUGCAGAGCUGCGGCAUUCCCUCUGAAGAUAUCAUCUACAGUGGCGUGUGCAAGCAGGUCUCCCAUAUUAAACAUGCUGCCAAGAACGGCAUAGACUUCCUGGUAUGCGACAAUGAGGCAGAGCUACGCAAAAUUGCUCGCUGCCACCCCAGUGCCAAGCUGCUGCUCCAAGUGUCAACAGAAGCGUUCAGCCUGGAAGAGGAGAUGAGCAUGACAUUUGGCUGUACACUGAAGGACUGCCGACAUCUGCUGGAGAGUGCUAAGGAGCUGGGUGUGCAGGUGGUGGGGGUCAGGUGCCACAUUUCCAGCUCCUGUGAGGAUGUCCAGCUAUAUGUUCAUGCCAUCUCAGAUGCACGUAGUGUCUUUGACAUGGGAGUGGAAGUUGGCUUCAAUAUGAACAUCUUAAACAUUGGUGGUGGCUUCAGCUCCUCUGAGUCCCGGCUUGAGCAGAUUAAUGGUGCGGUUAUGUCUAUGGUGGAUCUUUACUUCCCUUCUUCCGCUGGCAUUUCCGUCAUUGCGGAGCCUGGAAGCUACUUUGUGUCGUCUGCUUUCACUCUGGCUGUCAACAUCAUCGCCAAGCAAAUGGUGGCACGGGACCACCAAAGCCAUGGAUGCGAUGAGCCACUUUCUGAUGAUGAACCAGACUUCCAGUAUUACAUGAAUGAGGGCGUUUAUGGGUCUUUUGCCAGCAAACUGACUGAAACAUUGAUCGCUGCUCCGUCUGUUCAUAAGAACACAGCCGUGGACGUGCCGGUGUUCAGCAGCAGCUUGUGGGGUCCCUCUGGAGACGACCUGGACCUGGUAGUGGAGCACUGUCUGUUACCUGAGGUCAAUGUCGGAGACUGGCUCGUGUUCAGCCAUGCAGGAGCCUACAUUCUGGGUCAGCCAGUUUCCUCUUCCACUGACGCAUCCCCACCCCCCGUCUACUACAUCAUCUCCUCUCGAGACUGGUUUGAGAUGCAGGAUGCUGGUGUCCCUCAUGAGGCUCUGCUGAAGAACUUCUCAUUGGUCCCUUAUCACUUCAGUUCCUGCCAAACGAAGGCAGCGCUUUCUGUCCCCGCUUAGCUAUAAUCAAAGUGUUUGUGGUUUCUGCUGCUAGCUUUAUCUCGUGUGCAUUCCGCUGGGGAAGAACUGAACCAACGGCACGCCAGGUCCAGAUGGAAUUCAUCUCACAAGCACAGGUGGACAUUGUGAUUAGACCUCAAGGAAAAAAAAAAAAUCAAUAAAUAAUAAAGCAUUCCUCCCUUUGUUUUGAGUGUCAUUUUUGUAUUUG